Messenger RNA from Puccinia triticina, 843 nucleotides. RefSeq lists its product as uncharacterized. Lineage: Eukaryota; Fungi; Basidiomycota; Pucciniomycetes; Pucciniales; Pucciniaceae. The transcript is spliced from 2 exons. The coding region runs from base 1 to 843 and encodes 280 amino acids. The record is from RefSeq and is a predicted model, not a curated record.
AUGGCAAGAAUUUCAAGAAAAUGCGACAAUUGCAGGGCACGAGAAGUUGAAUGUGUCCCGAGUUCUACGAAUGGAUUCGCGUGCGAGCGCUGUCGACUUGGGAGAUUGAUAUGCGAGUCUCGGGAUUCGACUCUUUUUGAACCAAUUCAGACGACUCUCAGGAUGGCUCGGCAUCAGCUACAAACAAGGCCGCGAAGGCUGCAAUCGGACAACCGAACUUGCAAUAAUCAGGCAUCAACUGGUCCAUAUAUUUCACCUCGCUUUAGCUUUCGUGAUUUGGAGCCACCACUACCACCUUAUGAAGAGCCCAAGCCCACAGCUUCAGUCGAAGGCCCUUUUUCGAGCAGACGAGCGGAGACUCGAACAGAUGAACGUGUAGGGCAGAGUACCGAAGAAGAAGGAGCGGUGCUAAGAGAUGAGGAGACAAGUCGACAAACAUCGGAAGAAGAGGUUCGAGGAAGCAAAGAUGUUGUUUCGGGCCCGGAAAUAGAUCAUGCUGCUGUGCGAUGUAAAACACAGCUCAGUGUGUUGCAGUUGGAUCGGACUAUCGAAUCCGAUGCUCGGAAAUUGACUGAAGAUGUCGGCGAAGGAGGUUCGACUUCGAUUUCCGGACGAGAAAGCAGAUUCAAAAUAGAGUGGGGUGAUUGUGCACCGAGGACGACAAGGAGGACUCGGGCCUUGAAGAUUGAAGAGAGGUUUGAAGCUUAUCACCAGAGCCAGAUGGCAACUUUGAAGAAAAUUGGAGCGUUGAUGGACGAAGAGGUUUUCGAAGAAUUUAAGUACUCAGUGGAGGAGUGGACCGAGGAGUUGAAGAAUUUAGAGAAAAAUCUGAAAGAAUAUUAG